Messenger RNA from Nezara viridula (southern green stink bug), 660 nucleotides. Lineage: Eukaryota; Metazoa; Arthropoda; Insecta; Hemiptera; Pentatomidae. The record is from the annotation of a GenBank genome assembly.
AUGUACUUUGGACUUUGCUUCUCACUCUACAUUUCAGUUGCAGGUUUGGUAGCGUUCAGUUUCACAAUGGGUAGGCUGUAUACAAAAAUUAUGGCAACAGUUUUGGAUGUAGAAAAUUUUCUCAUUCAGUUGGACGUGCAGUUCAAAUAUUGCACAAGAACCAUAAUUUUGGACAUGGCCCUCAGAGCAGCAACCAUCUUCGCAACAUCUAUAGCCAAUUACAACCAAUAUAGCGACGACGCCUUACAACUCUACCUCAGAGCCGUUGGUUUUUACUUGACGCACUGGUGUGUUAAUUGCGUCGAGAUGCAAAUAGUGGCAAUGUGCAGCUAUUUGUCUUGCCUCAUAAAGUAUACGACAUCUUCACUUCCUUCCCCUGACUUCGAAGGCUUCUUAGAGGCAUCGACCUCAUUCGUCGAGAUAUCUGAGAUGAUACAUGAAUUAUUUUCAAAACCUUCCUUCGUCAUUUUUGGAAACAUAUUUAUCUGUACCACGCUGGACUUGUAUUUCUUGAUAGUCGUCCUUCCAGAAAUGGAAUCCAUGUCCAUAAAGUGGUUUUCUUUGGGUCGUUGUUUCGCUCGCUGUUAUCAACUGUGGAGAUUCGUUUCAGCAGUAAACUCGAUGUCUGAUGAGGUAAUAAUUGACUUUUAUAAUUAUUAA